This is a messenger RNA of Ectocarpus sp. CCAP 1310/34, 2715 nucleotides long. Lineage: Eukaryota; Phaeophyceae; Ectocarpales; Ectocarpaceae. The record is from the annotation of a GenBank genome assembly.
AUGUCGGUUAGGUCGAGCUACGGGAUGGCUGUCGGUGUGCUCCGUACUCGGGACAUGGCUUCUGCCAGGGUGCUGGUGGAGAAGAGCUUCGGGAACUUCGUGCGGCGGAAGAGGGUCGGCCCUGCUCAGUCUCGAGCUUCUGAGGCCCAGAAAAAGCUGGACGAGCUGAAGGACCAACUCCAGGGGACCACACUAGCGGAGGCCAAGUUCUACCGCAAGCUGUGGGAGAGGAUGGAGUCGGAGAAGGGGAUCCUGGCUUAUCUUCAGGCGCAGGACCGGGAGGCGGAGCAAGAGGUCGUGGAGACCAUCUUGCCGUUGGCCCGCCUGGGCUCCGCCAUCACCCUCACGGACGGGCGAACCUCGGCACUGCUCGGGGAGAUGGCGCCCGCCGGCGCGACCGCGCAGCUCCUGGACUGCCAGAGUAGCGAUGGAGGCGUCUCCGAGGGCGGAGCUGGCGGGGAGCGUUGCUCUUCGACGGGGCGGUACCUGAUUCUGGACCGUUCCGGGAAAGUGGAAGCUGUUCUUCCGUCCCAGAUGAGGAAAAUCGACUGCGGGCAUGAGGCGGGAAUCAGCGCCACACUGGCCGCAGAACUAGCCAUUAUGGUCUCUCCCAGGUCGGCAUGGGUCUCUUCCACCAACCAAGAAGAAUCGCAAGAGCAAGCUCAAGCCGCAGCACCGCCGGCUAGGGCCGGGUUGCUGGCUGUUUUGGAGGACCGCUUCCCCCGAGAGCCUCCGGAGGAGGGUUUGCCCGCGAACGGCCAAGCGAUCUCCCUGAUUCCGUCCGAGGAGGAGACGAAGGGGUGGGACUCGAGCGCGCUUAUCAACGCCGGGUUGUGUAUUUUGGAGGAUGAGGAUGGGACAGCUACCCGUGUCCCCGGUCACAUCCAGAGACAGCUCUCGGUGAGCAAUGAAAGUAAUAUCCGUUUGAAAACGAAAGACUGGGAUUUGGGAAAAAAACGAAAGGGUACAGUGAUGAGUCGUGUGGCGGAGCAGAUGGAGAAUCACCCGGCGCAUCACGUGGAGGACCCAGAGUCCGUGGCCAGACAGAGCAAGGAGAUCAUCUCGUUGGAAGAGCAGGGGUGGAAGACGGAGCAGAAGCUCAAGCAGCCCGCCUGGGACGAGUUCCUCGCCGUGUGCCGGGUCCUGAAGAGAUACGACGCGCUCAAGGACGCAGAAGUAUCCACGGACGCGUCAGGGGAGGAGGACGGCGCCGCGGCUUCCGGGGCAGCAGCAGAGAGCGGCGGCGACAAAAAGGCGGACAGCAAGAGGGCGAAGAAAAAGUGGGGGGAACCGAAGCCCACCGCCUUCGGGAGGAUGGUGGGCUCGAUUAACGCCGAGAAUGAGCUGUGGAUGGCGCUCGUACUAACGAGGAAGAGCAUCCUCCAGCUUGGGUACACCGAGCUCGCGUCGCUGAUGCCGGCCAUCCUCAACGAGUACACCAGGCCCGACCUCUUCACUCUCUACGGGCCAUCGGAGGGUGUGUCGGCAUUCCUCGAAGAGCUUGCCCCCGUCGCGUCGGAGCUUUCGGAGAUCCAGAUGCUGGAGCAGGUGGAGCAGCCCGUCCGAUUGGACAGCAAGCUGUGCGGGCUUGUGGAGGGCUGGGCCAACGGGUGUGACUGGAGCGAGCUCGUCGCGAGCACGUCGUUGGACCAGGGCGACCUCUGUCGAAUACUGAGAAGAGCCAUGGAGAUGCUCCGACAGAUCCCCGUCCUGCCUGGGCUUCCGGCGGUGCUCAAGGACCGUGCGAGGCUGGCGGCUGACUCUCUCGACCGCUUCCCCGUGUCCGACGACACGUCAUACCUCCUCAGGGCUAGCACCACCGAGGUGGGCGAGGAAGACGGAGACGCCGUAGGAGACGAGGACGAAGAAGAGCUUGUGCUGAUGUCGGGGGCGGCGGCUGACGAUGGUGACCUCAUCGUGUCUGACGGAAGGAACAUGGAGGACUUCCUGGACGAGGAUGAGAUCGCGGCUUGGGAGGCCGGCGGGGAGGCGGCGACAACGCUGGAAGCAUGAGGGUUGGUGUGGGGUCGUGACCGUUCGCGCGGGUACUUGCCACGAAAAUGAAGGGACAACGUGGCAUACCGCCUUGGCGAAGAUCCGGCGUGUCGCGUUGUUCGUUUGCAGCGCACGAAGGGUUGGGGCUUAAUUGAUUAGACCAAUCCCACGGAGGUGUGCGGUAUGAUUACGGGGAAGCACCCAGCUUCUAAUGGAACGCCUUGUCGACAUGGCAGGCCAAGGUGGGCACCGCUGAUUUUUUCAGCUUUCAACACAAGUAUGCUUCGCCCUUGACUGAGACAAGCAGACUUGUACCUACCUGUCACUUUCGACGCUGUGAUGUAGCGUCGAGGCGUUCGCUACAUAGUGUUCCUUCGUGUGCAGCAAGCCACGUCCCCUGUUAAUGAGCCCCGCUGCAGUACCCGAAGCAAUCCGACCUCAUGAAGAGAAGCACCAUCGUUGCGUGCCGUGCUAAUGGAUUGCGUGCGACGCAGCGGUGUGUGUGGAGUCAGCACAUAAGUACGCCGUCGGUUGCAAGCACAGCGACGGGAGGUGCCGCUUCUCCCUUCUCCGGAUUUUUCUUACGCGCGACCCGACAAGUGGAAAUAUGGUGGGAUAGCUGUUGUUCUUUGCAGGAGUCUACUGUCAGCACAUGGACAAUUGCUGGCGAGACAACAACUUUGGUAUGAAACACUUGAACCCUAGCUUGUGCAUGUGUGG